CCAACCAAACGCACAAAAAAAACCAAAAUAUAUUUUCAAAUAUAUUCCCAGUAUUCCAAUUAACAAUUUCCAAUUGCCGUUUCAAAUUUUCAAAUUUUCAAAACCCAAACACACACACACGCACACCCACACACUCUCGUGAAAGAGGACUUUAAUUUUUUUUCAACUUUUUUUGACAAGUGCAGCCGCGAAAAAGGGUGGGAGAAACAGAUCCCCGUGAGAUCAGGGGGAGAGACUUUGUGCGCGAUUCGCGCGCGAUUUGGCAGCAGAGCAACAGCAGCAGCAGCAGCAGCAGCAGUGCAGAAGCGGAUAAGGAUCAAGGCUUAAAGGAUACAGUUAAGGAGCAAGUGAAUCAGUGAACAAUUGAGAAAACUCUUUCCCUUGCCCACAUGCCCGCGCCGCAAUGUGCGUGGUUGCAGCAACCGCAACACUGACAAAGGCCGAAUGCAGCCGCAAGCUAAACAAUAAACAUUAAGGACACAACAAAUAUCCACAGAGAAUACAAGGAAAAAAAGCAAAACUAGUGAGAAACAAGAAAACUUCAGAGAUAGAAGUUAUAGCCCGCAGUUUUCGGGAGCCAAAAGUCGCCCCACCUUUUCCACAAAGGGGGCACAGUAACAGCCGCCAACAUACGCAAGAAGGUGACCUCGAAGAAGGCCAGCGUUGUGUCGGUUGACGACGAUCACAACAACAAUAACAACCACAACAACGACCACAACGCUCGGCAGGCAACACCAACACUAGCAGCAAUCCAUACAUCCAUAACCCCCAAUCGGACACCCACAUUGACACCGAUUGCCACGCCAACACCAACACCAACGCCGACACCAACACCAGCACCAGCACCAGCACCCACACCCAAAUCGGACACCACUGAACAACAGGAUUAUCAAGGCAAAAUGGACGACACACAGCAUUUCUGCCUGCGUUGGAACAAUUACCAGAGCAGCAUCACAUCGGCAUUUGAGAAUCUGCGGGACGAUGAGGCCUUUGUGGAUGUCACCCUCGCCUGUGAGGGGCGCAGCAUUAAGGCCCAUCGCGUUGUCCUCUCCGCCUGCAGUCCCUACUUCCGCGAACUGCUGAAGAGCACACCCUGCAAACAUCCGGUCAUACUGCUGCAGGAUGUCAACUUCAUGGAUCUGCACUCGCUGGUGGAGUUCAUAUACCAUGGCGAGGUGAAUGUGCAUCAGAAGUCGCUGCAGUCCUUCCUCAAGACAGCCGAGGUGUUGCGCGUGUCUGGACUCACCCAACAGCAGGCCGAGGAUACGCACAGCCACUUGGCUCAAAUACAGAAUCUGGCCAAUGCCGGAGUGCGUACACCGCUGAACUCGCAUGCCCAUCCACAUCCACAUCCACACCAUGGCCCGCUGCACGAUGAUGGUGGCGCCUCGACAUUGUUUAGCCGCCAGGGAGCUGGCUCCCCACCGCCGCCACCACAGUCGCUGCCCUCGCAUCUCAACAACCAGCUGCUGAAGCGCAUGGCCAUGAUGCAUCGCAGCAGUGCGGCCGCCGCUGCCGAGGAGACAUCGCAUGCACUCAAGCGUCUGCGCGGCUCCGCCGACAAUGGCCUGCCCCUGGGCAGUGGCAGCAACAACAACAGCCCCGAUUUGCCGCCCAUACAUGCGCGCAGCGCAUCGCCACAACAGACGCCGGCUGACUUUAGUACGAUUAAGCACCACAAUAACAACAACACACCGCCGCUAAAGGAAGAGAAACGCAACGGACCCACUGGCAACGGAAACAAUGGCGCCAGCAAUGGCAACGGCAAUGGCAUCUCAAUCAGCGAUAAACUGGGCAGCCUCACACCUUCACCGCUGGCCCGUGCCGGUGCCGGUGCCGAUGAUCAGGUCAAGUCGGAGCCGAUGGAGCUGGUGUGCUCCAAUAACAAUGCCAAUCCCAAUGAUGAGCACAGCAAUGACUCCACCGGCGAGCACGAUGCCAAUCGCUCCAGCAGCGGUGAUGGUGGCAAAGGGUCCUUAAGCUCUGGCAAUGAUGAGGAAAUCGGUGACAGUCUCGCCUCACAUCAUGCGGCACCGCAGUUCAUUAUGUCGCCGGCAGAGAACAAAAUGUUCCAGGCAGCCGCCUUCAACUUCCCCAUGAGCAAUCUCGAUCAUUCAGCGUUGCUUGGUCUCAACACACAAUUGCAGCAGUCCGGUGAUCUUGCCGUGUCCCCACAAGGUGGCAGCACCGGUGGUGGCAGCCUACUCGGCGGCGUCAUAGUGCCCGGCGGUAGUGGCAAUCCUUCUAGUAAUAGUAGUAGCAACAACCAACAACAACAACAACAACAAGUAGACCAACAACAAUCAUCACAACAACAACAACACCACCUCCUCCAACAACAACAUCAUUCCACACAACAUAAUCCACAACAACAACAGCAACAGCAACAACAGCACCUGCAACAACAACAGCAAUUGAAACAAGAGCAACAACAACAACAACAACAGCAACAACAACAACAACAGCGCAAUAGCAGCAGCGUUGGCAGCAGCAGCAAGCUACUCGCCCACGAAAGGGAAAGCCUCUCACGCUCCUCGCAUGGCGGCGUCACUGAUGGGCAUGUGGGCACACCCUCGCCAUCACCCCAGGCCUAUCACAAGCGGGAGAGAGAGCGCGAGCGGGAGAGGGAGCGCGAGCGGGAGAGGGAGCGGGAGCGAGAACGAUCGCUGGACCGUGAGCGGGACCUUGAGCCGCCGGGCACAGGAUCGGGACCAUCGUCACCGCCGCUGCCACCGCCGCAAUCGCAUCACUCACAUUUCGGACAGCAUCCGCUAUCGCUGCUGCCCAGCCACCAUCAGUUGCAUGCCACGCACCACGAGCUGACAGCCGCCGCCCACCAUGCCCAUGCCCAUGCGCAUGCUGCCCAUGCCCAUGCCCUGGCUAGGGCGGGAUCACCGCUCGAGCAUCAUCACUUGCUGCACCACCGACGCGCCUCGCUGUCUCCGUCGUCUGCCGCCGGCAGCAGCGGUGGCGGUCGCGGCUCGGCCGCCGGCGGGCCUGGGGGAAGUCUGCUGUCGUCCGUGAGGGCCAGCGAUGUGGCACAGGCCAAUCGGCUGCUGUUGCCCCUGCCGCUGAAUGCGUGCCACCGAUGCGAUGUCUGCGGCAAGCUGCUGAGCACCAAGCUCACACUGAAGCGGCACAAGGAGCAACAGCAUCUGCAGCCGCUGAACAACGCCGUCUGCAAUCUGUGCCACAAGGUCUUCCGCACCCUCAACUCGCUGAACAACCACAAGAGCAUCUACCACCGACGCCAGAAGAACCAUCACUCGUACUUCCAUCAUGGCGCAGGCGUGGGCGGUGUCGGUGUCGGCCAGGCCGGUAGCCCGGGCAGCCGUCUCCAUCAGUCCCUGAGCUCCCUGAGCGCUGCAGCGGCAGCGGCCAAUAACAGCGUGUCAGUGGGUGGCGGCGGUGGCGGUGGUGCUGGUGGCAAUGCGGUGGCAGCCGCCGCAGCUGCGGCCGCCGCUGCUGCCGAGCUUCUGCUUUCGCCCAUUGUGGGUGCAGCGGCUGUGGCCGGGGGCACGGCCAGCUCAACGCUUCAGCUGGCGGCGGCGCACCAGCAGCAGCAGCAACAGUCGUCGCCGGGCAUUGUCAAGCCGUGCAUUGACUUCUUAUAAGAUCAGCAUCAAUUAUUGCAGCAGCUGUUCCACGUUGCGCUCAACAACUCGGCAGCGGCUGCAGCGGCGGCGGCGGCAGCAGCAGCUGCUGCGGGACCACCGGGCACGGGUGCUUCCCCAGUCGGGGGCGGUGAGCCAUACGGAUCGGGAUCUGGCAGCACACCAACCGUUGACCUCACGCAGUUGGACCACUCGGGCGGAGCCGGCGGUGGUGGCGGUGGUGCGGGCGGCUUUUCUGCAGCGGCAAUGCAACUCCAUCAGCAGCAGCAGCAGCAGCAGCAGCAGCAACAGCUCAGCCACCAUCUGCCGCCCCAUUUGUCGGCCCACCAGCAGCAGCAUCACCAUCAGCAUCCGCAUUCGCAUCAGUUGUCCCACCAGCAUCCGCAUCAGUUGCCGCAUCCGCAUCCGCACACGCAUCCCCCACACCCGCACCAGCACCAGCAUCAGCAUCAGAAUCCCUAUGAACGUAUGAAUUUAUUAGAUCAAUAAGCGCGGCGCAGAAAUAUAUGCUACAGAAAAAUCAGUGGAGAGGAGAGGACACAACGAGAAGGAUUGGGCACCUACACACACACACACACACACAGGCACACACACACACACGCACACACACCCAGCCACCACGCAAAAAGAGAUGAAAGAUGAGCAGAGGAAAGAAGAACCGACCGACCGACACGAAGAACUAGAAGGAGCAGAGCAUUACAAAAUGAUAACCACCUUCUCCAGGAUCAUUCAUUGAUGAUGAUGAUGCAGCAGCACAAGCGAGAAUUUUGUAGAACUACUACUACUAACACUACCACGUACAUAUGUAUUUCGGAUCUCACAUAGCGGAAAAUUCAAAGACUUUUUCGGCAAGAACAAAAAUACGAAAACAAAGAACAAAGAACAAGAAACGAGAGCGAUAGCUAUAGCGAGAGCGUGUAACGAGAGGAGAGAACAAAAACAAAAAGAAACAGAGAACGAGAACGAGAGAAAAACGAAAGGAAACAAAAACAAAAACAUUUUUAGGCAAAUGGAAAAACUGUGAUUAUUUACGACUUGAUUAUAAAGCAAGCAAAAACAAAAGUCUUUUAUGAUAUAUAUACGCUAUAUACAAUACAUACGAUACAUCUAAAAGAAAGGAAAAAAAGGAAGAACGACGACACGGAGGAGGAACAAGCAUAUACAAAGAGUAGGAAUCGCGCUGGAAUCCUGGGGCAGGAUAAAAACGUAUAGAUACAUAUACAAUAUAAGCAUUUUUUUUUGUGUCGCAUAUCCCAAAUUGGGAUGCGAAUAGAGAGGUUUGGAUGGUCGUUAGAACUAGGCUAGGAGAAAGCAUAAAGGAGAAAGGAGCAAACAAGGAUACCUUUGGAGCACACACGGAUUGAAGACUGUUAACCCACAUCCACACACACACACACACACACAAACAAGCACACACACACACACACAUGCACGCAUUCAUAUUGAAGCACACGCAAACCCCCUGAGUAUUACCCAACGAGGAUCGUCAGACCGUCAUCAUCCUUCCACUCAUUAUCCAGAGAUCCUGAGAUCCAGAGUUACAGAUGCGGAUGCCACCCAAGGAUCAUCCAAUCCCCAUCCACCCAUCAAUGUGCAAUGCGCCAAACAUUCGAUCCUUGACCACCCUCUACCAGCCCCGUAACCCCAAACAAAAACAAAAGAAACUUCUUCUCCGUACAACCAUUCUUCUCAGUAGAUCCACACACAAAAAGAAAAAGAAAACCACUAAAAACAAACUUUUUUUUUUGUUUUUUGUUAUUUUUGUAUGUAUUAUAGUAAGAUAUCAGAGAUCUAUAUGUAAUACAAGCAGCAAACAUACAUGCAUAAAUACAUAUGUGUAAAUGUAGCAGCCACUAAAAAUAUUCAUCAAAUGAGUAGAAAAAAGGUCACUGAACCAGAAACAAUAUGAACUCUAGAUCAUAAGUAAAACUAUAUAUGUACUAUAUAUACAAUAUGUGUGUGUCAUACGGUUUUUUUUUUGUAUAUGUCUACGAAUACAUUACCAAUAGGUACGAUAUGAUGUGUCUGCAUAUAGCUAUAACUAUACAUAUAUAAAUACGCAUAUGAAUACGAUAUAUGGAUAUGGAUAUGAAUAUGCAUAUUAUAUACCUACUAAGACUAUGGACUCAGCAGCAUAACGCAUACCACAAGCAUAAGGGGAAAACAUUAAUUUCAUGAGGGAACAUUUCCAGUGAGGAGAGGUGCAGUAACAGGAGCAGUAGUAGGACCAGGACCAGGACCAGGACCCGGACCAGGGUUAGGAUGUAGGACAAGCAAACCGCUAAAGUUUAUUUAGAGAUCGAAUCGGGGAGGGGGGCACUGUAUAUUUUUUGUCGUAUGCUUUUAAUCAUUGGAGGAGGACUGACUAGGUUUUAGGCUGCCUUUAGCCCGAUAAACAAUAUUCGGAUAUUGAUAAAUGCUUUACUUGAUUAACGAUUGGGCGACCACUGAAGCUGCACAUCGAUUUGGGGGCACUGUAUAUUUUGUUGUCGUAGGGUUUUGUUCAUUGGAGCUGUUAUCUCAUGAGGACUGACUAGGUUUUAGACACCGUUGAGCCCGAUUAAACAAAAACUAAACUAAACGAUGAACGACUCUCAUCGACUAUCGAUAAAUGAUUCGAUUUACUUGAUCAACUGAUUACUUGAACAAUACAAUUGUUUUUGGGCCCUCAGUUAAUCGAUUUUUUUUUUAUAAAUAUAAAUAUUAAAUAUAUAUUUUCCAAUUGGCAGAAUAAUCAAAAUUUAGCCCCUUUACUUUUGUCGCAUUUUUGCAUCCUUUUUACAUUGAUUUAAAUGAGACUGAUGAUCCUUUGAAGUAGAACUUUAGAGAAAGGGCAAAACUAAGAACUACGGACUACACACAAACCGAGUGAUCGAAUAAUCGGAUAUCUGAUCGGAUGGAAGGAGACCGAAUCGGAUCGCAAGGCGGGAAAGGCCUUAUUAUUUAAGAGCGUGCAAUUUUCAUACCGUGGUCAAUAGCGUUAGGGAAAGGAUAUGGGGAGAUGUGGGGGGGACUUUAGGUAAUAGAGGAAGGAGCUGUAGCUGUAGCCUUUUAGUUAAAAGUAAAAGCCACAGGCCGAACGAAGUUGAUGUAUCUUUACAUACAGAGAGGAGGAUCAAGGAUCGAGUAACGUGGAACGUGGAACGUGGAACGACGUUGUGUGCGAGUAUAGUCGAAUUUUAUUUUUUAUAUAAACUUAUUUUUGAUUACCACCUAGUGUACGUACCCCCACACCCCUCCUAGCAACCCCACAGCUCUGUUCGCAGGGGGGAUGUGUGGCGGCAAAGCAAAUAUAUAUUUAUGUAUAUUUCCAAUAAUUUUUAUAUUUUUGGCAAGCGAAAAAGAAAAAGUCUGAAAAACGUUUACUCAGUUACGUGUUUUGAUACCAAAUUGAUUGAUUUAUUAAGCUUAUGCAAAUACGAGUAUACUUAAUGUACUACUACCACAUAUACACAACAAACAACUAUAUCUAUAUCUGUAUCUAAUUUUAAGACAACCCGAAACCCAACACCCAACACCCUUGAUUUGUUAUGCCCCCAGCCCACCCCUCCCAUACACGGAGAGUACCCGAGGAGGAUCUCCAUAUGCAAUGCCAUAUCUACCAAUAUAUUUGUUAUUUACACGAGUAAACAGCUUCCUUGUACUACAACUACAACUACAACUACUACUACUACUACUAAACGGGGAGUCUGGCCUUAGCCGGCUCAUCCUCGGACCUCUGCAAUGUCACAUCGUUUUUUUUAUUACGUUCAAUAAAUGGAAAUGUAAAUGUAAAUUGUAAAA
Messenger RNA from Drosophila guanche, 7397 nucleotides. It is a transcript of the gene br, whose product is annotated as broad-complex core protein. Gene Ontology annotation, cellular component: nucleus. Bases 900 to 3614 code for a protein of 904 amino acids. Gene Ontology annotation, molecular function: protein binding. The record is from RefSeq and is a predicted model, not a curated record. NCBI's taxonomy places the organism in Eukaryota, Metazoa, Arthropoda, Insecta, Diptera, Drosophilidae. The transcript is spliced from 8 exons. Gene Ontology annotation, biological process: regulation of transcription by RNA polymerase II.